UAAACGCAUUUGAAGUGUUGAGUUGUUGAUUGUAGCCUUUGCAUUUAUGUUCCAAUUUUUUUAUUUUCAAUCCGCUUUAAGUUAGUUUCACUAAUGUUUUUGACUCCACCGUAGUUUUAGGAUGACAAUGGAAAGGAGGAUAAAGUUAAAAGCACUAAACAGUCACAUUACUUGCAAGAUAUGUCGCGGAUACUUCAUCGACGCGACUACGGUCACUGAGUGUCUUCAUACGUUUUGUAAAAGCUGCCUGGUGAAACACUUGGAGGAGAAUAACACCUGUCCAACAUGCGACAUAGUUAUACACCAAUCCCACCCACUACAGUACAUCAGCUUCGACCGGACAAUGCAGGACAUAGUGUAUAAGUUAGUGCCUGACCUGCAGGACAAUGAGAUAAAGCGUGAGCGUGACUUCUACCGGGCUCGCAACCUGCCAUGCCCCAAGGAUGCAGCAUUGGCUGCAGACAAGCCUGGUGCUGAUGAGCCAGAGCAACCGGAUAAUACUGACUGUCAUAGGAAAGAUGAACAGGUUAAUGUAUGCCUGGAGUGCAUAUCAACGUCCUUGAGGACACUAAAGCGCAGCUUCAUCCGGUGCUCGGCACAGGCCACCAUUACUCACCUAAAGAAGUUUAUAGCUAAAAAGGUUUUAAGUGGCAUGGAGAAGUAUAGAGAAAUUGAUAUACUAUGCAACGACGAAUUACUAGGCAAGGAUCAUACAUUAAAGUUCGUGUACGUUACACGUUGGCGAUUCCGUGACCCGCCAUUGAGACUGCAGUAUAGACCUAAAAUUGAUUUGUAGGGAGGAUAAAGGAAUUUUAUAAAAUUUGAAAACUACAUAACACUUCCCAAUUAGAUAUUCGUCAGGAAUAAGCUAGGCCUCCUUAUUUUUUUGAAUAAAGAAGAUACAGUUUUGCAGAUGGCGCGAAAAUCGCUUCUCUAAUUUUAUACAGAAAAUAAUUUGAAAGCAUUUCUGAUUUUAAAUUUCCAUAAAUGGAUGUCUAGCUUACUGACACUAAAAAUGAAACGUAAAAGGAAGUGAAUAAUGUUUGUAUUGAAUAUUUCUAAUAUCUAGAAGUUUAAUCUAACUUUAGUUAAAAUUUAUCUUCCACAAGUCAACAUGUUUUAGUUGAAUUAUACUUGUAUUAGUUCAAUUAAUCCAUAUAUUUUUAUGUUUCCUCAAAUGUAUAUUUAGUUUUUGUUAAUUUUGUUUAAUAAGUAUGCUUCGGUUAUUAUUUGGUAAAACUAAAAUUAGAUUAAUUAAAUGAAAUCUCCACGGAAUGGUAAAAGUAUUUACGAAUUAACGUUUCUUUAGUUCUUAUUAGUUAAUGGAGUAAUUAAUAAUUUAGGUUUAAUGAAACAAAUAUUUAAUAAAGCGAAAUUAUAAUUGAU
Messenger RNA from Helicoverpa zea (corn earworm), 1386 nucleotides. RefSeq names its product polycomb group RING finger protein 3 (gene l(3)73Ah). The transcript has 5 exons. Gene Ontology annotation, biological process: regulation of transcription by RNA polymerase II. Gene Ontology annotation, cellular component: PRC1 complex. NCBI's taxonomy places the organism in Eukaryota, Metazoa, Arthropoda, Insecta, Lepidoptera, Noctuidae. Bases 122 to 796 code for a protein of 224 amino acids. The record is from RefSeq and is a predicted model, not a curated record.